GUACUGGAAAAGCCGGACGUAGUAGAUAUAUAUAAGCUUUGUCCAUGUCAAGUAUACCGCUGUCUGUCAGUGUGUAGUAUCGACGAUCCUUCCCUACUAGCCUACCUUACCCUGAUCUACUAUUCCCACUUUCGCAAUUAUGCGUCUCACCCCGGUUCUCUAUGCCUCUGUCCUAGGCCUCGUCCGCCAAGUCCAAGCUUGGGACCCUCCUGGCUAUGGAGGUUUCAACCUCGUGUGGACUGAUACCUUUGGUGGUUCUGGCGGCAGCUCGCCCAACCAAGGCAACUGGAAUCUGAUUACUGGCAGUCUUGGUGUCAACAAUGAGCUGGAGUACUACACGUCAAGCACACGCAACGUGCAGUUGAGUGGCGGCAACACGCUGCAAAUCGUCCCGUGGAGAGAUGGCUCUGCUCCCAACGGAUGGACAUCUGGCCGCCUUGAAAGCAAGUACGUCUUCAGUCCCAAUAACGGGCGUGUCACUCGUGCCGAGGCUCUCAUUCGCUUCGGCGGAAACAACCCUGGCAACAAGCAAGGCAUUUGGCCUGCCUUUUGGCUCCUUGGUGAUUCUAUCCGUCAUGGUGGUGGCUGGCCCGCCUGCGGUGAAAUUGAUGUCCUGGAGACAGUCGAUGGUAGACUUACUGGCUACGGUACAAUGCACUGCGAUCAGUUUCCUGGUGGUAUCUGCAACGAGGGCAAUGGUAUCGGCUCGUCUAUUGGUAUCCCCGACCAGAGCUGGCACACCUGGCGUGUGGAAUGGGACCUCACCAACGGAGACUGGACGCAGCAGAGCAUUUCGUGGUUCAUGGACGGCCAGCUAUUCCAGCGCAUCACCGGCUCUCGCAUCAACAACUACAACGUUUGGAACGCUGUGGCCCACAGCAACGUCUUCUUCAUCCUCAACGUCGCCGUUGGUGGCAACUGGCCUGGCAACCCAGAUGGCAACACCCAAGAUGGUUAUGGCAGCAUGAUGGAAGUUGCCUACGUUGCCCAGUACUCAACAUAGUCAGCCCAAAACUAGAUAUUUGGGACGGUCGCCUCUUUUUACUUCUUGUACAUAUUCAUUCGCUUACAAACUUUGUACACACUUUAUACUGUAUAUAUACAAUUCUCCCUUUCUAUCAAUUCCAUCA
[Torrubiella] hemipterigena is the source of this 1130-nucleotide messenger RNA. The record is from the annotation of a GenBank genome assembly. Lineage: Eukaryota; Fungi; Ascomycota; Sordariomycetes; Hypocreales; Clavicipitaceae.